Molecule: messenger RNA, 582 nt
Organism: Penicillium coprophilum
Lineage: Eukaryota; Fungi; Ascomycota; Eurotiomycetes; Eurotiales; Aspergillaceae
Exons: 5
Coding region: 1-582 (193 amino acids)
Source: RefSeq, a predicted model, not a curated record
AUGCAGCUCCUCUCUUUCUUCACCUCUUUGGCCCUCGUGUCUGCCGUGGUCUCUACCCCGACACCAGGCUUCAAAGGAAUCGUGGCCCGCGCAGAUAAACGAGGCAAUGAGACCAUUGCUGGUCUCGGGGCCCGAAAGCAGGCGGUCUUGGAUGCUGGUGGUAACACUCGUGAUAUGGCUAUUGCCAUGCUGGAGACUACCACCAUGACUACCGAUUACACCUAUGGUGACGGCAAGGAUGGUGAUGGCACAAACUUCGGCGUUUUCAAGCAGAAUUGGUUCAUCCUGAGACACUCUGCAUCUGAAUUCUUGGGCCAGACCCUUGCCGAUGUUGACAACGGUGCUAUUCUCAACUCGGAUCUUUCAAAGGACAUCCAGGCUCGUCAUGACGGCGAGGACCACUACGGGUAUGAGACUUGGUUCAGUGGUCACCGCAAUGGAGAGACGGGUAUCAAUAACCCGGGCACAGCGGACAUCCAGGGAUACAUCGAUGCCAUUGCAUGGAUUCAGCAGCAGAUUGAGAGUGAUGAGAAAUACCAGACCGAUGAUACUCGUUUCUGGGUUGAUGUCGUGGCCAUCUAG